AUGGGCCGUCCUUCUGUUCGUAGAUCGCCGAACUGCCGACGCAAAUUCAAGCUGGAGCGCAUUCCUGACUAUCUCCGCGAAACCGUUGAUUGGAUCAUCGGUUCAUGUCAGUUGCAACGGACACACGAGUCGUGUCCUUGGCUCGCCGAACCUCAUUUGACACGGAAGAAGCGCCUGGUUGCUGUCCCGCCAAAAUUCUUAUCUCAAACUUGGUCGGCUUUGCUACACCUUGAACAUGAUGGCCAGCCAAUUCCUGCGGUUGUUGUUCUGCUAUUUCAGUCUUUGUUUGAUCGUGAUAAUGCAUUAAGAGUGUGCCUGAUGACAGCUGAUGUAGUCACUCACCCUCCCAUUAGUGCUUCCGACUCCGGCCGAUUCACUUCUAUUCGAACUGUUCUUGGCGAAUGGAAACAGUUAUUUGAUGGUUGUAACUUUAUCAAGAGAAAAGAACGGAGUCGAUCGCGGCGAAGAGAUGUCAAGGAUGCGAAAACAAAACGUGUCGCGAGCGCUUCCGUAGCUCAGCGGUCAUCAACACGAAAAUCACAGUCAGCCGAACUCUGUGUAUGUGAUUCGAUAGAAGAUCACGUUAUCGAAAAAUUCACCGCUCUUCCUCCUGGGAUUGAUCCACGUGAAUGGCUAGCUACUCACACGUUGGCCUUGUUCGAUCAUGUGAACGCGUUGUGCGGAAGUUUGUCAGAGCUGUGUACACCUGCUACUUGCCAGUACAUGAGUUAUCCGGGAACAACGAAAGCAUAUUACAUCGACGAACGAGGGAAGAGACAUUUGUAUUCAGCAAUGCAAUACAUGGACUGUGUAAUGUCUUUCUGUGAGAAAGCUAGCAGAAGUGAAGAGCUGUUUCCCACCAAAUAUGGGAAUCAAUUUUCGGGUGAUUUCGAAUCCCAUAUUCGACGGGUUAUUCGCCUCCUAUGGCAUUGUUGUGGGCAUUUGGCAUCGAAACACUGGGAUGAAUUAGGUCAACUCGAACUACGACCUCAGUGCGCCCUUGUGAUGGCCCAUCUUGCUAAACUCAGCAAAACAUUCGCACUUCUUGACAGCAAAGAUCAGCAACUCAUUAAUAAUAUGGUACAAACGAUUCGCCCAUCGAACAUCGUGUCAUCCGGUCGUGGAGACGACACAAGCAGUGCUGCGUCGCAACGAUGGAGUCGUGUCCCGUCAUCGAAAAGCGGUAGUUGGGGAGGUCAUCCCACACCAGCCGUACUUACGUGUAAACCCUAUGCACAAACGUGCUAG
Necator americanus (New World hookworm) is the source of this 1248-nucleotide messenger RNA. RefSeq lists its product as uncharacterized. The transcript is spliced from 11 exons. Gene Ontology annotation, molecular function: protein kinase activator activity. Bases 1 to 1248 code for a protein of 415 amino acids. Gene Ontology annotation, cellular component: cytoplasm; nucleus. Gene Ontology annotation, biological process: positive regulation of protein phosphorylation; signal transduction. The record is from RefSeq and is a predicted model, not a curated record. Lineage: Eukaryota; Metazoa; Nematoda; Chromadorea; Rhabditida; Ancylostomatidae.